AUGUCAACCGCCACAACAAACAAAUCACAACCCGCUGAUCCCCUGCUCAUCGCCACGAUAAGUGAAUCGGGAGUACAUAAUUGGACCUGGACCGAUUCCCACCCACUUCUUACAAGGGCAAACCUUCGUUACACCAGUGAUCUUGCCGGCAGUCUUGCAAAGUUCAGCAACUACGUUCGUAAUUCCUAUCGUUCGGUACCCUUAGAAGACAUCAAGGCCGCCGCCUCUCAAGGUGUGGAACUCGCUUGGUAUUCCAUGUUGUUCACUCAAGUUGAAAGUUGGCUAAGUUUGACGCUGAGAACUCACAAGCUAUACAGAGAAUUCUUCGACAGCAAGAACGAAAUUGUCAACGCCGAUUCAGAGGUUGUCAGGAUCACGCGGUACCACGGGUACCUUACCAUGUAG
Molecule: messenger RNA, 405 nt
Organism: Tremella mesenterica DSM 1558
Lineage: Eukaryota; Fungi; Basidiomycota; Tremellomycetes; Tremellales; Tremellaceae
Exons: 2
Coding region: 1-405 (134 amino acids)
Source: RefSeq, a predicted model, not a curated record